ACUCUGGUGUGUGACGGCGAGUGGAAAGUUCACAUCGCCAAGUUUUCUCUGUUGGUGGGCUCCAUCUUCGGCUACUUACUGAUGGGAGCCAUGGCAGACUGGCUGGGUCGUAUCCCAGUGCUGCUGGUCUCAGUGUUGUCAGUGCUGGUGUUCGGUCUGGCCGUGGCGUUUUCGGUGGACAUGUCCAUGUUCAGCACGCUGCGCUUCUUCGAGGGAUUCUGCCUGGCUGCGGUCAGACUGGCGCUUUACGUCCUCAGGAUCGAGUUGUGUUUGCCUAAAUGGCGUUUCUCCAUGACUAUGAUCGCCAGUCUGAUCAUGGUCGGCGGGCAGCUGCUGAUGCCCGGUUUGGCGUCGCUGUGUCGCGAUUGGCAGAUUCUGCAGAUUGUGAUCAUCGCCCCGUUUGUGCUCAUGCUGCCGUAUGUGUGGAUGUUUCCAGAGUCUCUGCGCUGGCUGUUGGCCACUCAACAUUACCAAAGAGCCAAGAGACAAAUGUACCGCAUCGCCCAGAAGAACAGCGUCGACACUGCGACAGACCCCAGCGGGAUACUCUCAGAGCUGGAGACGGAGCUGCAGCAGAAGCCAAAGACGUCCUGCGUGACACAGCUGAGCGGCACAAGAAACCUCUGGAAGAACACCGUGGUCCUCUGCGUCAACUCGCUGACGGGUUACGGGAUCCACCAUUGUUUCGUGCGCAGUGUUCUGGAGGACAGCGCGUCUCACCUGCAUUAUUACGCUCUGGCCGCCAUCGCCGUGUCCUCCUGCAUGGUGCUGUUUCCCGUGGUGGGAGGAUUCGGCAGGAGAGGAGGUUUACUGAGCUUCAUGAUCAUCACAGCGCUGGCGUCGCUCCUGCAGCUCGGCCUGCUCAACCUGAUCGGCAAGUACAGCAUUCGCCAUGACGCAGUGUUGAGAGACACCCUGAACCGCCGCUUCUCCUACGCCUUCUCCAUCAUCGGGAUGUUUUCGUCUCAUGCCGUCAGCACACUCAGCAUCUUCUACUGCGCAGAAAUCACACCCACGGUCAUCAGGGGCGGUGGAGUCGGUCUGGUGCUUGCUAGCGCAGGUUUCGGCAUGCUAACAGCUCCGCUAAUGGAGCUCCACAAUCAGAAGGGUUUCUUCCUGCAUCACGUCAUCCUCACCUGCUGCACUCUGCUCUGCAUCAUUUGCAUACCGUUGCUACCGGAGACCGCCGGCCAACCGCUGCCCGAGACUAUGGCUGAGGGGGAGGGGCUUUUGCGCAGGCCCAUCCUCCCUGGAGAGCAGCACCACCUAUUGGCCAGAACGGAGGUCAGGGAGUACUCGCGUGUACAGGACACGCCCCUUCACCAAGUCGUCACCCCCGGCAACGGAAUGGUGCCUAGCAACAGCACAGUCAAUGGCAUGAGGACUUCGUGACGGAUUUUCUUAGGGGAUCUUGAACGAGUUUCAUUCAUUGUUUUUUUGCAAAUUAGCAGAAACGCUUCAUUAACCAGCAUCGGUAGAGAUUUCACCAUAGUACGAACUGAAAAUGUGAUCGCAACUCCUAUUUUUUAAAACAACCACUAGUUUAAUGUGAAGGAAGAACAAGUUCAUUGAGGUGUCGCUGAUUUGAAUGUGGGUUUUUUUUUUUAUUUAUUGGACAGAAUGAGAACCGGCGGACAUCCUAUGGAGCCAGAUCAGUCUUAAAAUAUAUACAUUUAUAAAAUAAAAUUCAUAUACAAUUCACAUUAACGAAAUUUAAUUCUUAAAUUCAAAACUCAAUUCGUAAAAACACAAGUACAGUUAAUCAAUUCAAAACGCAACUCGUAAAUACGCAACACACAAUUCGUAAAGUCGAAACACAAUUCGUAAAUAAACAAAUCCAGUUCAUAAAUUCAAAACACACUACAUAAAUACACAAAUCCAGUUCGUAAAUUCAAAACACACUACAUAAAUACACAAAUCCAAUUCGUAAAUUCAAAACACACUACAUAAAUACACAAAUCCAGCUCGUAAAUUCAAAACACACUACAUAAAUACACAAAUCCAGUUCAUAAAUUCAAAACACACUACAUAAAUACA
Messenger RNA from Danio aesculapii, 2037 nucleotides. It is a transcript of the gene slc22a23b, whose product is annotated as solute carrier family 22 member 23. Gene Ontology annotation, cellular component: membrane. The record is from RefSeq and is a predicted model, not a curated record. Lineage: Eukaryota; Metazoa; Chordata; Actinopteri; Cypriniformes; Danionidae. Gene Ontology annotation, molecular function: transmembrane transporter activity. The coding region runs from base 82 to 1392 and encodes 436 amino acids. Gene Ontology annotation, biological process: transmembrane transport. The transcript has 9 exons.